Messenger RNA from Lagopus muta (rock ptarmigan), 3186 nucleotides. It is a transcript of the gene TAFA4, whose product is annotated as TAFA chemokine like family member 4. The record is from RefSeq and is a predicted model, not a curated record. Gene Ontology annotation, molecular function: receptor ligand activity. The coding region runs from base 367 to 774 and encodes 135 amino acids. The transcript is spliced from 5 exons. NCBI's taxonomy places the organism in Eukaryota, Metazoa, Chordata, Aves, Galliformes, Phasianidae.
UAGCUUAGGAUGCUCUGUAAGAGGAUACUUCUAGGAUUGAUAAGGAGCACUGGAGCUUUUGUCUCUUGAUUGGUUGAUUCAUGCUUACAGAAGAGUUUCACACACUGUUAAUGAAGAAUCUGUUUCUUCUUCAAUUGAUUUCAAAACAGAGCAUCUUCUUAACAUAGUUUAAUAUCUAUAUUUUUCCCAAAUCAAUCCUUAAAAUAUGGCUUAUUUAUUUUUUUCUUUAAGAUUCUGUGUUAUUUUACAAUAAAUGUGAAGCUUUUAAAAAUAUAUAUAUAUAAUGAUGGGCUGAAGACUACAAGGACAGCUGAAGGGGGGAGAACAAUUCCUUGAUUAAAAACAAAGGAAUCCCAAACCAGCAGGAUGAGAUUCUGUGCCAAAUCAAUGCUUCUAUCUGACUGGCUUUUUCUGGUCUAUGUGUUAAUGGUCUGCUGUAAAUUGUUGUCCGCCUCUAGCCACCAUCCCCGGGGACACACAGGCCAGCACCAAGUCAAGCAAGGGACAUGCGAGGUUGUGGCAGUGCAUCGUUGCUGCAAUAAGAACCGGAUUGAGGAACGAUCGCAAACAGUCAAGUGCUCCUGCUUCCCGGGGCAGGUGGCUGGGACAACGCGGGCUCAGCCCUCGUGUGUGGAAGCUUCUAUUGUCCUGCAGAAGUGGUGGUGUCAUAUGAACCCCUGUUUGGAUGGAGAGGACUGUAAGGUGCUACCAGACUACUCAGGGUGGUCUUGCAGCAGUGGAAAUAAAGUCAAAACCACAAAGGUAACACGGUAGCAAAGAAUAAACCUGUGGGUCCUACUGGAACAAUGGUGUGUGCAACUGCAUCGCUUGGCUGUUAGACAGAGACCCUAUUUUGUGAGGGUGCUAUUGACUUCAUUCUUUGAACUUGCAAAAUGACUUAGUGAAAAGAACAACUCUUCUUUCAACCGUGGCUGCAGUUCCUGAAGCUGGAUUUUGCUAUACAGAACAAUGAAUGUUUAAUUUAGUGAGAAAACACAAGGAGAUUUGGUUCUACCUGAAAUGCACCUUGGAUUCUCCAGCUUCUGCCACCUGACAGCAUUUUGUAGAAGCACAAACCUGAACUUCUGCAGUACAUCAAGGACAAAACUUUCUUCGUGAUGCUGAGAUAUAUAAAAUUGCUCUAAAAGAGUUUAGAUUAUGAAAUUAACCUAGGAUACCAUAGAAAGAAAAUUCUUACGUUGGAACGAUUAUGGGUUUGUCUGAGGUACUUCUCACAGUACAGCAGAAAAAUACAAAGCUGAUCCCAGUGCUGACAGGGCAGUGUUAGUAAAUAACAUAUUAGUGUAUUUUCAGCUGUGAUUUAGUAACUAUCAAGGUUGUUGGAAAGUGAGAAGAUGGCACUUAUAAAUCAGCAAUGAUUAUAGUAUGGCAUACUUUGGUUAUAUCUCUGCAAUUGAAUUUAUUUCCUUAGGUAGUUAUAGGUACUUUAAUUUUUACAUUCACAAGUGAUGGCAGGGAAGCAUGAGGAAGAGACAAAAUUGGAAAGUAGAUAAAGCUUUUGCUGUCCUAAAAUAAAUCCAUUCUCUAGGGGAAUAGCAAAGUAUAUGUAUCCCUUGCCUCUUUGAAUCUAGAUGUGGAAACGAAUUUAGCCAUUAGCUAGAAAUAUGCAUUCAGAUGCCUCAAAAAAAAAAAGAUAGAAAAAAGAAAAAAAGUGAGCAUGCUUGUACUGCAUAAGGAGGGCUUACUGGAAGGAGGGUAAUUUGUUCGGAUUUUCAUAGCUUUGGUUAUAUCCUACUAGGUAACAUGCUUAAAAUUCAUGAGCAAAAAUUCUAGAUAAAAGUGAAUCUUCGCUUCCAAUUAGUUCUUGUUUAGACUGAUUAUUAUAAUUAAAUGUCCAGUUCUUUGACAGACUGAAUUUCCAAGUGAUUACAUUUUGUGACACAUAAUUGUUCCAUAUUAUUGUAGAUGCAUUUCAUACUGUUUUUCUUAUUUGCCUGUUGCAGUUUUUUGUCAUCAGUCUUCAUAAAUAGAACAGUAAGUAGAAGUGAAGCUGUAGCCAGGCUGAUCCCCAGUAUAUCAUUUUGGACUUAGGAUGCAUUACAACUGACUGAAAUGCAAUGAUGCAGAUGGAUAUCUUGCAGAUGAACUGCCGCUGACCCAGCUACUGAACUCAUUGUUAUGCUUUAUGUAAAUAUCAGGGGAACAAUGUAAAUCUAAUUUUUAUAUAGCUAGAAAAGAAAAAAAAGAAAAAGAAAAAAAAAAUAUGUUGUAUUAAUUUAGAUCAUUGUGCAUACGCUUUCAGCUUUGUGGGGAAGAUACCAUCAGCUGUGUGAAGCUGUUCAGAAUAAUGAUGUUUAGCUUUUCUAGCUUUUGAUUUGCUGGAGUGAGUGCAAGCUCUCAGCCAGAGAAUUCCACAGAAGUUAGUGGGGGAAGGUCUGGCCCUGUGUUCUUUUUCUUCUGAUUUCUCUGGUUUAGCCCACUUUUGGUUAUGCAUUUGAUGAAGCUGGGAUCAUGGUGGUCAUUGUACUUGGUGAUAAGUAAAAAAGAAAUGUUCUGCUCUAUCCUCGGACAGCUAAACAGUGAUUCUACCUAGCAGACUCUGCUUUCCCUAAUGAGUUCUGCAUUACUGGUAUUUUUCCAUUGUUUCUAUUUCCCAAUUAAGUUUUAAUAUUGCCUUUUCUCUUUCUAUUUUUUCUGUAUCUGACUAUUCAAGAGUAUCAUCUGUGAAAGUUGUUUUUCGUUUCCUGUUUGUACAAUGUUGGCCCCAAAUUGUUAUUUAUUUAUUUUGCUAAUUUCUGUAUAUAAAAGCUUAGUAAAAACCAUUGCUGAGGUGUUCUGAUCUAUGCGGAUAAAUGAGAAUUUCAGAGAAAAGUUACUACUUUUCUUUUUCUGAAUGUAAAUACAAAGAAAAAUUAUUUACCAGUGUUCAUAUGCUAGAUUUGUGGCAGAGCUGAGAAUUGACUCAAACCUUAUUACAUCUGAUUAAGCUUUUCUUGUGGGGAACAUAAAAGAGGUACGUGACGUGCCUUACAACACCCACCUGGAAGGGGCAUUCUGUGCCCUUGGGGAAAGGGAAAACUAGAGCAUAAGUUUGAUUGCAUGGGAUUAUGAAAUGCAGCCCACAUGAAUGACUUCCUUCCUAGAUCCUCCACUGAUGACAAAGAUUUUGUAUUUCUAAAGAAUCUUUGUUCCAGAGGAUCUUGGGAUGAUUUACAGCCUUUUCUG